AUGGGCAGCUGGCAAGCAUAUCUCGGCUCGUGGAUGGUCUGGUGGCGAUUCAAGGCCUCGCUCCAAUCCUCCAAGGCCCUUCGCCAGCGCAUCGAAAAUGAUCGCCAGACCAAGAGCACGCGCCCGCCAGCGCAUCUAGAAGCGCAGUUCAUCAUCGAGGAGCGCCAUCUUGGCGGCUGUACUCUCUACGACGUAGCACCGAAAUCCGAGAUGCCAAACCAGGCUCGCAUCUUGUAUCUUCAUGGCGGCUGCCUCUUAUUCGAAGCCGACGCGGUGCACUGGCAGCUGGUGGGAAUGCUUGCAGAGCGACUACAGGCCGUGGUGACAAUGGCGAUAUUCCCGCUGGCGCCGGAACAUACUCUGAUGGAGAUUUUUGAUGCCGUGAGGCCGGUGUACGAAGACUUUGCUUUGCCGUCGCAAGAAAAGACGCCCUUUUUUGUUGUGGGCGAUUCUACCGGCGCGAGCUUGGGCCUUUCUCUUACCCAAGAGGCUCUGAAAACAGGCCGCCCGGCAGCAUCGCGGCUCGCGUUCAUGUCUCCUUGUGUAGAGUUCACUUUUCUGAAUCCAGAGGUGCGGGAAGCCGCCAAGACAGAUCCAUGGCUGGAUAUUCCCGGCUUUGAAGAAGCGGUGCGAUAUCUUUGCCCGGAUGUAUCGCCCGAUGACCCGCGAGUGAGCCCGCUAUAUGGAGACGUCAGCAGGCUUCCGCCGACAUUGAUAUUUGCUGGAUCAACCGAAAUGUUGACACCAGAUGUCAGGAAGUUUGUGGCCAAGGUUGUAGAGCAGGGACGAGAGAUUGAGUAUGUGGAGGGAGAGGGCUUGAUGCAUGUGUGGCCAUUGAUUCAGUUUAUACCAGAAGCUAGAGAAGCUGUGGAUAAAAUGGUAAGGUGGCUAGAAUUAGGGAAAGGCGCAUGA
Molecule: messenger RNA, 912 nt
Organism: Trichoderma gamsii
Lineage: Eukaryota; Fungi; Ascomycota; Sordariomycetes; Hypocreales; Hypocreaceae
Exons: 1
Coding region: 1-912 (303 amino acids)
Molecular function (GO): hydrolase activity
Source: RefSeq, a predicted model, not a curated record